Molecule: messenger RNA, 495 nt
Organism: Meloidogyne enterolobii
Lineage: Eukaryota; Metazoa; Nematoda; Chromadorea; Rhabditida; Meloidogynidae
Source: the annotation of a GenBank genome assembly
UUCAUAUUGUUAAUUUAAUGAAAGUUUUCUGGUGUUUCGAUAAAAGCGUAUUUUUCAAACGAUACUUCGUGGUUUUGUUUUGCUGUUAUUUUCCGCCUUCUGACGUUUUUCGAAUCGUUUUUAAUACUUUUCUUCUUUUAUUAGAAAUUUUAAAUAAUUAUUUGCUUUUUUUAAAAUUUAAAAAAUUUGUUCGAAAAGUUGUAUUUAAAAUUUUAUACCUUUUUUUUAAAAAAUUAAAUAAAAAUAUUUUAAACUUUUUAAUGUUUUUAAAAGUUAGUUUAAAAAAGUUUUUGGUUUUAAAAAGUUUUUGUUUAAAAAAGUUUUUGGCAUUUUGUUUUUUAUUAUUCAAUACUUCUUUUCAACAUGGUAUAUAAGCAAAACUAAUUUGCAUAAAUUCAUUUUACUUGUCAUUUCUUCUUUUUUGAGCGUUCCUUUUCCUCGUUCUUUUUUUUUUAUCUUUGUAUUCAAAUUGUUUCUAUGUAUAUGUUUAUUUCC